Mya arenaria is the source of this 1757-nucleotide messenger RNA. RefSeq lists its product as uncharacterized. NCBI's taxonomy places the organism in Eukaryota, Metazoa, Mollusca, Bivalvia, Myida, Myidae. The record is from RefSeq and is a predicted model, not a curated record. The transcript has 8 exons. The coding region runs from base 114 to 1757 and encodes 547 amino acids.
UUAACAGAUAUUUCGAAGACGGGUCGUUCUUUUUAAAAUGGACGGCUUCGAUUGAAUACAACAGAUCUGCAUUCUACGCCGAAUGUUCAACAAACACAACAAUUAGAACACACAUGGCUUCUUUAAAUAUGACAGUCCUACCGAGCUAUCCAGUCCUCGGUCAAACGUAUCCUGACUUCAACACAACGAAAUGCAUUUAUGUUUAUGAAGGCUCCGACUUUUAUUGCAAAACCGAAAACGGAACUGAACCUGUUAAAGUGCUAGUUUUACUUGGAGAGGAUUCAUUUGUUCUUGCUGAAAGCAAAUGGAAGAAAGGGUUAUACCGAUUCCGUAACGUCCAUCAAGAAAUGGCUGGACUGUCAAGACAAAAUGUGACAUGUCAGGUUUCUAAUGCAGCGCUUGAAACACCAUAUGAAGUGCACGGCAUUUUAUGUAACGUGGAGAAAGGUAGCCCGCCUUUGCUUACAGUUCCUGAACUCCUUGAUGGAGAAAGCUCGAAAGCAAUCUGUGAAGUACGCAAUGCUAUCCCAGCUCCUUUAAUACAAAUACGCGUGGACAAAGUCUGGCUAGCUGAUGUUCAACGAACCGAUUCAUUUAAUGUAUCUUUCCAUACGUUUACUAGCAAAGCAACGGUGUCAAAGACUAAUAAGGAUUGGAAUGGAAAAGAAAUGUGCUGCGUUAGAAAAAGCAAAGAUGAUUUUGGUCUAAAUAAUGUUUCAUUAUGCAAAAGCAUCAGUAUCAGAUAUCCACCGUCGCAGCUUUCGAUGUUCGUAAACAAAAUACAUGAAUAUAGCAACAAUGUUUCUGUCUGUUUCUUAAAUAUAUCUUGUGAAACUGAUGAAUCCAAUCCGCCUUGCAUAAUCGAAUGUUCAAGUGGAACCGAUAGCUUGCGAAACGUUUAUAGAAACGAUUUGGCUGAUGGUGAAAAUUGGAGGAACCGUUCUUUUUCCAACGUGCUUUACAAUGUAACAAAAUACAUGGCUGGGGCUACUAUUACUUGUUCAACAAGAUGCGAUCACUUCCAAUCUCGUUUAAAUAAAACCUAUAACGUAUCGAUUUCUGAUAUUCCGACUCUGUAUUUGAACAUGACAUCGCCUGUUGUUUUACAUCCAAAUUUUAAAGUGACCGUCAAAUGUUUCGUUGAUGACCUGAAUAAUUCAGGGCAAUGGGAUCUUUGGUGGGAAGAUGAAAAUAGCACUGAAAUAAAGGCUUGUAUCAAAGCAGAGGAAUGCCUGUUAACAUUGAGUUAUACAGUAGAUGGUGAUAAGAGGUACAUUUGCAACACUCGGAAACCAAGGGAGCUUCUGAGAAAUUCCUUGACAGUUUCAAGCUCAAGGACAGAUGGCAGUGAAUCCGAUGUAAAUGACAAUCAGACAUUCCCUUCAACAUUCCGAUUUCCCGCCAACGAUGUGCUUAUUGGAGGAGGCGUUUUCUGUGGGAUCUGCAUUAUGUCUGUAAUCGGAAACACCACGUCGGACAAUGGAGUGCUACACAUAGCAACGGAAGGAGUCCAGUACGCAGUCGUGCAGAGGCAGGCGUCCACACAGAGAAUUGAAACGCAGCAAUCACAUGAUGUCGACAGCCUAACGUAUGCCGAGUUGGACAUCAAGUUCCUACAGGAAGCUAACGCCAGAGUUCCGCCAAGGAGAAAGAUUACGCCGACGGAAUAUGCUGACAUUGAAUUCUUCUUAACACAGGAAUCUGCUGUAGACGAUCCUGUGUACCACAAUGCAUCAGCGUCAGACCAAGACAUCUAA